Molecule: messenger RNA, 2917 nt
Organism: Andrographis paniculata
Lineage: Eukaryota; Viridiplantae; Streptophyta; Magnoliopsida; Lamiales; Acanthaceae
Product: pentatricopeptide repeat-containing protein At1g09220, mitochondrial
Exons: 2
Coding region: 129-1226 (365 amino acids)
Biological process (GO): RNA modification
Molecular function (GO): RNA binding; protein binding
Source: RefSeq, a predicted model, not a curated record
ACUACGCCCUCUCCGCUUUCCCGCAAGACGCUCUUUUCCUCUUCAAACAUCUCAAAUCCCAAUCCCAGUCCCUCUCUCACCCCCUCGAUAGCUUCACCUACUCUUACUCCAUCAAGGCUUCUGCAAUUAUGGAGCGAAUUCGUCUCGGAAAUCAACUCCAUUGCUCGAGCUUCAAGGCCGGCUUUGAUUCCCACAUCCACGUUCAGACUGCUCUCGUCGACAUGUACGUCGAUUGCGGCUCUUUGCUUGAUGCACAGAACGUGUUCGACGAAAUGCCUAACAAGGUUUUGGUCACUUGGAACGUUUUGCUCACCGGCUUUGUCAAGUCCGGCGAUGUUCGAUCUGCUCAGACUAUUUUCGACGCUAUGCCGGCAAGAAACGUCGUUUCGUGGACCGGAUUGAUUGACGGCUACACCCGUGCAAAUCGGUACUACGAGGCAUUGUCAUUGUUUCGAAGAAUGGUUGUUGACGAAGGAAUCCCCCCCAACGGAGUGACGUUGCUCGCGAUUUUCCCGACAAUUGCAAAUACCGGGUCGCUCGAGCUCUGUCGGAUGAUUCACGCGUACGGAGAGAAGAGUGGGCUCAAUACGUCGGAUAUCCGCCUCGUCAAUAGCCUCAUCUACACGUACGCGAAUUGUGGAAGCAUCGAAAGCGCGCGGAGAGUUUUCGAGGGCGUUGUUGUUACAAGGAGGAACUUGGUUUCUUGGACGACGAUCAUCUCCGGGUUCGCGAUGCACGGUAUGGCGUCGGAAGCGUUGGAACUUUUUACGAGAAUGGAGAGCGGCGGGAAACGGGCGAACGGGAUUACGUUCCUGAGCAUUCUGAAUGCUUGUAGCCACGGCGGGCUGGUGGACGAGGGGAUUGCGUUCUUCAACAAGAUGGUCGACGAGUACGGGAUCGAAGCGACGGUGAAGCAUUACGGGGCGUUGAUCGACAUGUUAGGUCGGGCGGGGAGAUUGGAGGAGGCGGAGAGGAUGGUUUCAAACGUCGGCGGGAAUGUUGUGAUAUGGCGGACGGUGUUAGGCGCCUGCCAUUCCCAUGGCAAUGUUGAGUUAGGGGAGAGGGUGAUGAGGAAAAUUAUGGAGGCUGAGGGGAGAUACGGCGGCGAUUAUGUGUUGUUGUCCAACAUCUUGUCUGCUUCGGGUCGAUUCGGAGAGUCCGAGAGACUCAGAAGUACCAUGGUUCAAAGAAAUGUUUCCAGAGUUGCUGCGGUUAGUUCGGUUUGAAUUGAUUGGUGCACAAAUGCCUUUGUUCCAAGAAUUUGCCCCUACCGGCCCCACCCUCAUGGAUGUGGCCAUGAUCGCUCAUCUGUCAAUCGUUGGGGGAAAAGACCCUGUAAUGGGUGCCCUAGAUGGGCAAGAGCCCAACUCAGACCACUUGGGCUGGUCUCUGACAUACGUGAAAGAAUGAGGCUGGACUAAAUUUCUAAUCGAACAACAAGGAGCAGACGGGACCCCUGUAACCGACCGAGAACACACAGCCUUUCUGCUCUUUUGGCUCUGUAAGUAUGUAGUAGUUUCCCCUUCGAAAUGUGUCCUUCCUUCUCAUCUUGAUCUUGCUAUACAUAUAGCCUCGGGUCGGUUCUUCUCAUUAGGCACCCUUUUCCUUGCCAAUCUCUUUGAAGGGCUCUCCAGGGUUAGUGCCCACCUUACUGAUAAAGAUGGUAAAAAAUUAGACACUGCUGCGUCGGGUCCUUUUUGGUUCCUGGAACUAUGGUUCCGUCUCUAUUUUCCCGACGCCUUCUAACUCGGUCAUCCUCCCAUUGCCCCCACCCUUGAGAAGUCUCUAGGAGUAGCCCUGAACCGACUUUGCUUAGGCCGUAAUAACCUCCAAGAAGUCUGAUCCGAUCAUAACUGCCAUCCUUACUGAUAAUCGAAAUGAUAGCCAUUUCUACCCACACAAAAGGUAUAUUGGCUAUGCAUCCGGCUUUUUUUGGCCAUUCCCUGUUCCGUCACCUUUGUCCCAACCAAAUCCACUUCCACAUCCUACUUAUUCUUUCUCCUGGGAUGUUGCUCUUAAGCCCAGGUCGCUAUUCGCCAGUAAGAAAAUCGAUAAAAAUGGUCCCAAAGUCUUCUAUACAUUCAGCUACCAGCCUCAAUUCUUGGCCUGUCAAUUCGGAUGCCAACAAGGCUUGCCUGGUCCCAUCGCUCACCCACAUUUAAUAAUUCAAAGUCCGGAUGGGAGAGCCAUUCCUAAGUCGAUUGCCCCGUACGUAUCCCAGCUCACAAAUUACACAACUUCCAACUCGUACAUCCCUUUCAAAACUUCUCCAACUUCAGUUGAAUCCUUUCGUGAGUGGUGGUCGGUUACUUGGGCCUUGAUUGCCCCUGACAAGGAUCUCUUGCUGAACAUCCUUCUUCCCCCACCUGCAAUAACAUUAGGGGCGACUCCUCUGACCAACACCCGAAGGAACCUGAUUACUCAAGGCACUGAGUCGGGUACUCCACAGAGGAAGAGAAGAGCCUCUCAGACUCAAACUAUUCCCCCCUCUGGGGGCAAUCAACCGUCCUUAACAAACCGCCCAUCAGGUCGGCCCCCUAUGAGGACCCGACCCCGUCCAGGUAUAAUCUCAUACUCUCAAUUUAACUUGAUCAUUUCCUUACCAUGGUAUUAAUCCUUAUUUUUAUACUCAGGUGUGGCUUCGGCUCGGGCGACCGCCCAACCUGCUUCCAGACCAACUAAAACAGCGAAGCCACCAACCGACCAACUACCAGAACCUGAGCCCCCGACCAACCGCUGGGCCUCGACUAAAAUACCUUCAUCCGCCGAGCAGGCAACAACAAGGGUCUCAUCUCCCAGUGAGGUGACUGCUUUAGAGAUGGGCAGGUUACCUUAUGUUGCUUUAGACCCAUCUCUACCUACUAUGGCACCGGUGGCCACACCUAUGUCUGCUUCUGCUACCUCUGAUGCAACCGCC